Plasmodium fragile is the source of this 2313-nucleotide messenger RNA. RefSeq lists its product as uncharacterized. The record is from RefSeq and is a predicted model, not a curated record. The transcript has 19 exons. Lineage: Eukaryota; Apicomplexa; Aconoidasida; Haemosporida; Plasmodiidae. Bases 1 to 2313 code for a protein of 770 amino acids.
AUGGAAAUAUUAAAAGGCAGUGUAACAAAAAUUGUGAAUACACAGCGAAGAAAUCCACUGAGCUACGAUGACGAUGGAAAGCCUUUUAGUUCUCUCUUCAGGAAGAACCGCGUCUCCUUCUACGAGGACCUGCGCACAGAGGCGGUGCUUUUAUUGGAGUUUGAAAAAAUCAACGAGAUUAUAAACAGCAUCGACUACUUGGACACCUUGAAGGAAAAGGUGCACGACAGAAAUGUGGAGAAAAUUAUCGAGCCCCUGGAGAUAUGCGUUCCAAGGGAGGGGAUACCAAAAGCCAGCGAUGGGGAAUAUGGCGAUCUGACAUACAAGGAUAAAUUCGAGGCGCUGAAAAAUAAGUAUGACGAUUUGAAGAAAAAUCUGGACACAAGGAUUCACAUGGAGCUGAUCAAGGCGGGAGUGUUCUACAACAAAGACGACAUACAAAACGUGCUCCAUAUGGUGAGGAAAUAUCAGGGGGAUCUCAAGACGAAAAAGAGCAUUAUAAAUGUUCAAAAUGGAAUCAUACAGAACGUCAUGGAGCGCAACAAAUUAAGCAGAAAUAAGCUUAUGGUUGAUAAAAAAAAAAAUGAGGAGCUCAUGAAAAUGUGCCGUACUUACUAUGAGCAGAACAAAAGCGCACAGAUAAGACUAAGAAAGCUGAAGCAUGCGUUCCUCGAAUAUAAGAUAGCCUUGGAGAGCAUCGUCUCCUGUUGCGAGAAAAUUGGAGCGGGAGUGUUCUACAACAAAGACGACAUACAAAACGUGCUCCAUAUGGUGAGGAAAUAUCAGGGGGAUCUCAAGACGAAAAAGAGCAUUAUAAAUGUUCAAAAUGGAAUCAUACAGAACGUCAUGGAGCGCAACAAAUUAAGCAGAAAUAAGCUUAUGGUUGAUAAAAAAAAAAAUGAGGAGCUCAUGAAAAUGUGCCGUACUUACUAUGAGCAGAACAAAAGCGCACAGAUAAGACUAAGAAAGCUGAAGCAUGCGUUCCUCGAAUAUAAGAUAGCCUUGGAGAGCAUCGUCUCCUGUUGCGAGAAAAUUGGAGGAGACAAAAUAAUUCUGAUGGACGUCGUGAAGUCUGCCAGGGCGCAAACGGACCUGUCAAUAGCCACCGACAUAUUGAACACCAAAAAAAUUCAGGAGCUGGAGAUGAACAUAUGCUACUGCGAGCAUCAAAUCAACAGCCUGAAGGACGAUUUGGACGCCAUGCUAGGGAAGUUACAAAAUGAGAAGAAAGAGAAACGGGAGGUGAUGAACCAGACACUGCAAUAUAAGGAGUACCUGGCGAAGAACAACGCUAUGCUUAUAGAGGCACUGGAAAACUUUCGUCGCGUGAUGAUCAGUGUGGAUGAGCAUCUCGCCAGGGAGGGUGACAGAAGUAAUUUCAAGGAGACCUUUGAGAAGAGCAAGAAAAAGUACAAUGACUUUGUGCGGAAGGCUGCGCAGAAGAACAAGGACCUCCAGCAAAUGGGGGACAAGCUUCUCUUGGAGAGUGCCUUGAGCGGACGCGAACUGAAAAAACACCAAGAGUACCUGAACAAGCAAAUAAGUGAAAUGAUAAAAAAAAAAGGCGUAGUAGAAGGAGGAGAGGAAAAACAAGGAGAAGAACAGAAGGGGCUCAAGAAUAGGGGCAACGUUGGAGAAGCAGAAAAAACGAACAACGAGGAACAGCAAGACAAGAAGCAAAACCUGGAAGGGGAAUCCUCCCAGGGGGCGAAAGAAAUAGCCAAUGAAAAAGAAACAGAACAAGCAGAACAGAAAGACGAACAGCCUACUCACGUGGAUGAAAGUCUGGAAGGGAAAAAAAUAAAUCAAGUGAUGGAGUUGUUGAAAAAGAAACAAAUGAAUAGGCUAUCAUUUGAGGACUGCGUGGAUGUCAUAUACAAGGCGAAUAUCCCUCUGACGCAGAGCAAGCUGAAUGAGCUGAAGGCAAUGGGCGAAGUAGACAAAGAAGACCUGGUUGCCUUCAUUAAAACUUUUAUAAUAGACGAGGACGAAGCCUUACAGAAUAUGAUUACCUUCUUUGAAAUUUGGGACGUCCAGAAAACGGGUUACAUGCACAAGGAGCUGAUUUUGUUAAUAUUGAAGCAGUUCGGGGACAGGCUCACGGAAGACGAAAUGGAAUAUUUGCAGGGAGAGGUAAAUGCCUUCAAGGAUUCUAACAUCUCGUACGGUGGGAUGGAGCAAGGUAUAUGUAAAAUGAGGCAUUUUAUAAACGCGCCAUUUAUAAAUGUGGCAGGGGUGACUAUCCCGUUGGAGAAGGAUCAUGAAAAAAAGGUCCACCCUAAUGGAUCCUCUGACGAGUUUGCAAAAAUGUGA